Molecule: messenger RNA, 4383 nt
Organism: Zootermopsis nevadensis
Lineage: Eukaryota; Metazoa; Arthropoda; Insecta; Blattodea; Termopsidae
Biological process (GO): regulation of DNA-templated transcription
Cellular component (GO): nucleoplasm
Source: RefSeq, a predicted model, not a curated record
AGAUAUUUGAACUUAGUGAAUGUACACUAGGUCGCGUUUGUUUAAAUUCGUGUAUAGGUUUUAUUUUUACGUGUUCGCAUGCGAAAUGAUGGCUUGCAUGUGGGAUGGUGAUAUGCACUAUAUGAUAAUAUGUGGUUUACGUUGUAUAUGAAUGCCUGUUUGUCACGAUGUAUAUGACUAUUGAAGGUGGGCGAGAUAUCUGUUUGAAGCGUGGUUGGAUUUCUUUUUAAAGUAAUGACUUGAUCGAUUUCUAUUUGCAGUUCAUGAAGUAAUAUUACUGUUCAGUAGGAUUUGAGGUUCUCACGGCGCAAUGACAAUGUGGCCAAUGUUACUUGAUAUGUCAAGAGAUGAAUGCAAACGCAUUCUCCGACGCUUGGAGUUAGAAGCGUACGGCAGUUUGGUUUCAGCUUUGCGAGCUCAAGGAGAACUCGGCAAGGAUAAGCGUAAACUUCUGCAAGACCUUGCCUUUACUCUCAAUAUUUCAAUGGAGAGGCAUAGGGCUGAAAUACGAAGAGCUGUAAAUGAUGAAAAAUUAGCCACCAUUGCUGAACACAUAGCUGGUCCAAAUACAUCAACAGAAUGGGCAAUUGAGGGACGAAGGUUAAUUCCAUUGAUGCCAAGAUUAGUUCCUCAGACAGCUUUUACAGCAUUAGCCAACAAUGUUGCCAAUAUUGCUGCAGCUGAAAAUGCUAAGCUCCCACCACCAGCAAAUACAAUAAAGAAGAAUUUGCCCAUUGAUGAGACUUGUGAAGUCAGUAUGUCUGAGGGAGCCAAAAUUCCUCAGCAGUCCAUAAGUCCCAUAGCUUCCAAUAUGUCAUCCAUUCAACAAAAGAAGGAUGAAGAAGACGAGAAAUCUAGGAAGAGACGUCGGUCAUCAUCUGUCGAAGGAUCAGGAAUUGUACAGCCUCCAUCCCCCACUCUUCCACCUCCUAAAGUGCCUAAUAUUUCUAUACAGCAGCAGCCACCCCCCGCAAGAACAGUUGCAUUUCCUAUGGGAGUGACUCCGGUGAAGAUAACUCUCACUACCACAAGUGGAAGAUCAGCUGUUACCACUACCACAUCAUCAUCCACAACACAAAAAGUCAUUAUAGUGUCAAGUUCAACAGCGGCUGGAUCACCUAGCAUUCUGCAGAGGUCGCUGAGUGUCCCUAUUGUGAAAACAGUGUCAGCAACUUGCUCAUCCAACACAGUAAGCCAACAGCCUCGGGGUGCGUCUCUUAUCAUAAAUAACCAGACAUCAUCUACUAUGGGAGCCCCUUUGCACCCAGGUCCUGGUGGAAUGGGAAACAUUGUGACUAUAUCCACGAAUCCAGAUAGUGGUGGUAACCUCACAGCAACUACAGUUUCUAUUGGUGGAAUUCCAACAACUGCAUAUAUCACAUCUCAGGGUGGUGUUCCGAAGAUCCGACCCAAAUCUGUUCAGUUACCUGCGAAACCUCGGCCUCGCUCUGGUUCCAUUGUUAUCCCUAUGACACCUAAUCAGUUGACAGGAGGACCUGGUGGAGUCACACAAACACUGACAAACCUCCCCAGUGUGCAGGGUGUGCAGCUGAAGACAGCUCUGCAUUCUUCAAAAUCAAGUUUACACAUCAAGCAGGAUUCCACUGGAAUGAAGAUAAUGCCUAUGUCAAGUGUAGGCAGUGCUACAAAAAUACUGCCAAAACCAAGUUUUAGCUCAAGUGGCCAAGCACCUGUUUAUGUAAUGAGCGCAACAACUGCCAGUGUUUCUAUGGUAACAAGGACUGUGCCAGCAAGUACUGCUCCUAGAAUAAUGACAGUAAACACCACAUCAUCUUCAGGGCCUUCUCCUCCAUCAUCCCAUAUUCGCCCAGCAGUUUCUACCACCUUCAUUACCAAAAACAACCCAAAACCUAUUCAGGCAAUGCAUAUCUCAGCUCAAAACUCUGGCAUUGCACGACCGGCUGGAGGGAAGCCUAAUGUUAUUGUGGUGCAGAAGGGUUCAGCCACUGGGUUUAGUAGAGGUGUAACUCUGUCUCAUGGAGGAAAAGAAGUUGUGGGCAAGGUAAUCAUGAGUAAGUCGCUUACCUCAGCAAAUCUGCCCUCAUCUCCUCUUACUACAGUGACUAUGCAGAAGCCAGCCACAGUUAUACAGUCCAGUGGCAGCAGUGGAAAUGGCCAGCAGGCACUCAACCUGCCAGUCUCGUCUACACAGGGAAAUGUGAUUGUUCUUGAUUUAAGUCAAGAACAGUUCGCCAAGAACUCUGUGUUAGCAGAAAUCCUUCAGGCCUCAGGUAUUCUCUCUGACAGUGGAAGCUCAUCUGAAAGUGCAACAAUCUCAAUGAGUGAAACACCAGCAAAAGCUGCAUCAUCAGAAUGGAUCCAAAUAGACACUGAAGAGAAACAUGCUCCCAUUGAGGUAGAAAUAAAUGAACCACCCAAGGAGGAAACAGCUCAGAACUCAGCACCGCCAUUGGAAGCCAUUUCAAAAGCACCUGUUGGAGAAAUGUCAUUACCUGUGGACAUGGCUGGAGGAAGAGUUGUCACUCUAGAGGAAGCGGUGGAACUGCUUGGUCAAUCGGGUACUGCAGAGACUAGAGUGCUGCUUAGUCAGGCUGGAAUUCAAGUUGCAGACACUGUGCCAACUUCCAGUACAGGCACUCCCACAGUACAAAAUGCUUGCAAUACUAACCUGCACCGGGUGGUCCAACAGGAUAUUGGUGAUUCUGGAAGUCAUGAAGUGAUGGAGGUGAUUGGUGAACUUGACCCUCAGACUGGAAUCUACUCUAUUCAUCAACCAGGAGCUGCAGCAGGUAGGGAAGCGAUUGAUUCUGGUAGAGACACUUCUAGUUCUGCAGUCAGGAUUGUGCCUACUUCCUCUGCAUCCAGCACGAUGGAUAUAUUCAGCACAGCUUUAGCUUCAGCUGACAUCAAUCUUGAUUCUUUUCAGUACAUAGAAGAUGGAAUGGAGCCAUCAGAAACAACAGACCAUGGCAGUAAUGGUGGAAUAUCAGAUUGCAGUCACCAGAGCAAACAGGUGUUGCACUAUACACAAUCUUCCAUGGUUGUGGAAUCUCUAAAUAAGCAAUCAAACCAACUGAAUGAGCAAGUUCUUGAAUCUGGUAUUGCUGACCACUUCAGCAGCUUCCUGCAGCCAGGGACAGGGGACAGCACUGCAGUUACGGUGGAGCCCAGCAACAUGGACACGUCUGGAAUGCACAUUGAAGAUUUUACCUCACAGAAAGUACAAGGACAAGAUAUUACUUAAUGAGUUGAAUAACUGUACCUGCCAACACCUUUUUUAUUGCACUGAUGAAGCAGACAAUAAUUUGAAGAUACUUGGAGGACAAGUUUCAUAAAGUUGCCACAUGUCAGUGAAAAUAAUUUAAGACCAGCAGAGAAUGCUACCAGGGGAGCAGCUUUCAUAGAUGAAGUAUAUUUUCAAGUUUAUAUGAUUUAGGACAGCAUUUAUAAUGAUGAAGAUCAGCAGAAUACAAAUUUUUAUAGAAGGUUUGAAUUUGGUACUGUAUGUGAAAAUUGCCAAAUUGUUGCUAGUUUUGUGUCUCAUCCCAGUAGAAGUUGGAUUUAGCAGGGCUGAUUCCUGUCUUAUCCCUCCUUUUUCUUCUCCUUGAAAAAUGACUAUGUAAUCCCGCAGAACCUCCUGUUUGCCUUGUGUCACAUAUUGACAAGGCUUAGAAACUUGUGUCAGGUGUACUUGCCAAACUAAAAAUUAACUACCACAGAUCUUGCCAGCUAUAGUAUUUUUCAGCGGAAUUGGCGGCUGAGUCGAGUUCUGCUCUUUGUGAGUGACCAAUCAGUGCAAAGAAGGUCUGUUGGUAAGCAGCUAGACCUCAGUCUGUUCAGGAACUGUGUGAUGGAAGCAUCAGCUGCCGCAUGCAUUGUUGCCAGUUCUCACAUCUUCUUUGCAUAGUGUUGUAAACAUUCACUGGAAACCAAUGAUCCACGAUGCUACAUCCGGCACCACUGUAUGUUGUUUCCUCACUUUCUCGCCCAUCCACCUCCCACCACUACUUCCUACCAUGGCACAGUUUAUGUGAUUGGUGCAUGCUUCAGCCGCCAAUUUGGUUGAAAACUGUUAUAAUUUCAUGUACUACCUACAAUAUAACACAUUUUAAAGACAUUAGAAAAACAAAUAUGCAAAGUUUGUUUUCCCUUUAAGACAGCAUGUAACAAAAAUCAAGCGCUUGAAAUUUCCUAAAUCCCAGACCAGAGGUAAUGUAAGCAUGCAGCUGGUGUCAUAAGUCCACUCAUUUGUAAUCUUGUAUUUGUCCAUAUGUGGAUUUUCUCUACUUUCCUUUAAUUAAAAUUAUUUAUGCCAGAUGUGUGUUAAUCAAAGACACCAGUAUGUGUACCUAAUUUGAAGAGGAUGUAAAUUAAUGAUAAUAAAAUGUUUAAACCAUGUCA